Messenger RNA from Thelazia callipaeda (thelaziosis nematode), 567 nucleotides. Lineage: Eukaryota; Metazoa; Nematoda; Chromadorea; Rhabditida; Thelaziidae. The record is from the annotation of a GenBank genome assembly.
GUGGGAAAAUCAAGCAUUAUUUUACGACACAGUGGUGCAGGAUUUUACAAUAAAAUUACUCCCACACUUGGUGCUAGCUUCAUCUCUUCAUCCUUUUUGUUAGAUGGCAAAAGCGUUGAGUUACAAAUAUGGGAUACUGCUGGGCAAGAACGAUAUGCAUCUAUGCUUCCAAUGUAUUUGCGUAAUGCACUUGCCGCUAUAAUAGUAUAUGAUAUAACCGAUCGGGAAUCAUUUGAAGGUCUUAAGAAAUGGAUUGAUGAAGUGGAACGCUGUUCAAUGGAUCCUGUAUCAGUAUUUAUUGUUGGUAAUAAGUUAGAUCUGGAGAGUAAUCGUUCAGUACAUUUUAAAGAAGCUUCUCAGUAUGCAAAACACAUCGGUGCUGCUUUUUAUGAAACUUCAGCUCUUACUGGUGAAGGUAUUCGGGAUGUAAUCGUUGCUGUAGCAAAACAUUUGCUUGAGCGUCAAUCUAUUCAACAGAAUGCUGCAUCAACACAGUUAAGCAAUUUUAGUACUACCAAACUUAGUAAUAAUUGUCAACCAAAAAAAUUUUGUUGUGCUAGAAGUUAA